Molecule: messenger RNA, 1408 nt
Organism: Aspergillus steynii IBT 23096
Lineage: Eukaryota; Fungi; Ascomycota; Eurotiomycetes; Eurotiales; Aspergillaceae
Product: zinc-dependent alcohol dehydrogenase
Exons: 4
Coding region: 1-1359 (452 amino acids)
Molecular function (GO): oxidoreductase activity; zinc ion binding
Source: RefSeq, a predicted model, not a curated record
AUGGCCGCAUCUCAGGCCGCCAAUAUUGCAGAGAAGGUUGUGGGGCAUUCGGACAAUGCCACCAUUGAAACCGACGUAAGUAACUACGCCAAGGGAGACUAUGGACAAGAAACAGGGGAGAAGAUCAAGGCGACGGUGUGGCAGGGGAAGAACUGCGUUGAGGUUGUGGAGAUGCCAAAGCCAAGAGUCAUCAACGAGAGCGACGUUAUCGUCAAGAUCACUGGAAGCACAAUCUGUGGGAGCGAUCUCCAUCUUUACCAUGGGGUCAUUCCCCAGCUCGAGAAAGGGGAUGUUCUCGGCCACGAGUUCUGUGGAGUGGUCGAGAGCGUUGGACCGAAGGCGACCAAGGUCAAAGCCGGGGAUCGCGUGGUGGCAGCCUUCCCAAUUGCCUGUGGCGACUGUACCAACUGUCAAAAGCAGCUCACCUCGAGCUGCGAAAGGACCAACGAAAACACCAUCGAGAAUGUCAUGUAUGGCAAACGCACCUCAGGGAUGUUUGGAUACAGCCAUUUCACCGGGGGGUUUGCCGGAGGUCAGGCCGAGUAUGUGCGCGUGCCAUAUGGCGACAUGAAUCUGCUGCAACUGCCGGAUGAUGUUCCCGACGAAAAGGGUCUGUAUCUGUCGGACGUCCUCGCUACGUCCUAUCACUGCGUCGUCGACACCGGGGUGACCCCUGGCGAUGUCGUCGCUGUCUGGGGUGCAGGACCGAUCGGGCAGAUGGUCGUGGGGUUCAGUUUCGGUCAAGGAGCCAGUCGAGUGAUAUUGAUCGAUGGCGGAGAGGCCGCGUGGAGACUGGACUUUGUCAAGUCGAAGGUUCCCAAGGUCGAGACGCUUGAUUUCAGUCAGCUGCCGCGAGGGGAGUCGAUCACUUCGCAGCUGAAGAAGAUCGUUCCAGGCGGUCCCGACGUGGCCCUGGACUGCGCCGCGGGCGAGUAUGCCAAAGGGUGGGCACACUACUUCGAGAUGCUCCUGGGAAUGGAGACAGACACGUCGGAGUUGUUGAAUGAAAUGAUCACCAGCGUUCGUCCCUUCGGACGCAUUGGCAUCACGGGAAUCUAUGCCGGAUACACCAACCACUUCAAUAUUGGAGCCAUCAUGCAAACCGGCAUCCGGUUGAUCGGCAACGGCCAGGCUCCCGUGCACAGAUACUGGCAUCACUUACUGGAGCUCAUCCGACGCCAGGAAAUUGACCCACUGGACAUGGUCACCCAUCGCGUGCGCCUGGAGGAUAUGCCUCAAUUGUAUGCAUUGUUCGAGAGACGAGAGCAGGGCCUGCAGAAGGCGUUUGUGCAGACCAAGUUCUCGUUCCCUCCGUCCGCCGGGGCACCGCGGUUGACCGAGCUGCAAGAGGUCCUAUAGGGGCUGGGAUGGAUGCUCACAUUAUUGCUCAUGACAAGACUCAUAAUGC